AUGCCGUUCUCUCGCAAGAAGUCUUGUAAUCGCUGCCGAGUAUCCAAGCUAAGUUGCGACAGAUCCUUGCCCACCUGUACUCGAUGCGCCAGGAAGGAUGCGCAGUGCAUUUACGAUGGUCGGGACUCCCGUCUGACGCCAUACUCCAGAUCGGCAGCGGUUUCAAGUGGGCAGAUUGGGCAGAGUAGACAGGAUUUUUCACAUGUCUCAGCUGAUAUCAUGAAUAAUUCCUCCACUCUCCAAUAUCAGGACCUGUAUAUUGAUCAUUUCGGCCCUGUUACCGGGGACUCGCUUAGUUGGGAACUCGCGGUCAAUGAACCCGAAAUGUUUGAUUUUCCCCAGACAAGUUUAUCGAGCCCGACUUCUAGCCUUGGUCACGCAGACGCUGGGCAAUUCGGCCACCCAUUUUCUGCUGGUGAGAAGCAAUCACCGCCUGACGGUAGCCCUCAAAGUACGGCUGCGUCACAACCUGCGCCCGCUGUUGCAGAUACCUCUCAAUGUUGCCAAGAUACUCGACUUAUACCAUCAGGGCAUACCUUGAAACGCGUGUGCCUCAAAAGAAGACAAAUUGUCACGGAUUGUGUUCUCAGUGCUGUCGUCAUGGGCCAGCUGACCAGUUUUCCUAAAAUGAUGGCCAGAGGCGAUCGGCUUCCACCUUUCAUUAAGCCUCCCUGCCAUUUAAACGAGGAACUGGCUCCUGAGUGUGCAGCUCGUGGAGGCCAUCAAUGCCUUCCCAAAAAUCUUGCUAUCUGUGCAGGUUUAGUAGAGAUGUUUCAGACACAUAGCAAGGCGAAUAAAUCAUAUGUCUGGGAUAUGAUUUAUAUGGAGGCAAGAAGGCUACGGAAAGAGGCUUAUCGUGGCGACUCUCAAGGAAAGCUUGAAGCCAUUCAAUGUCUCACAGUAUUUCUUCUUCUGCAAGCAGAUGAUCCUGAAACAAUCGAGACAAAUGAUGUAGCCUACUUACUCGCGACUUCAGUGAACAUUCUACGCAGCCUGUUGCCAAAUUCAAACUGGAAUUAUGAAUCCUCAAAAUUACGGCCAAGUCAGGACGAAUGGGUAUUCCGGGAAUCCAUCAGAAGAGUUAUGGCCGUUUAUGUGGUCAUAGAUCUUUUUCUCGACGGGAUUGGCGGCCUUGGAAAUGAUGAACAGUAUAACUGCGGCACCCUUAGUUUGCUGCCCCUUCCAUGCCUGCGGGAUAUUUGGGAGGCACCUACUAUUAGCGGGUGGAUAAGAGAAUACGACCGGUAUCUCUCAACUAAGGAAGGUGACGCUAUGCUUAUCACGCAGACCCUAAUGGAAACCAGGCUCGUGGCACCUUUUGUGAGCGCCGAUAAUGGUGAUCCAAGCAACGAUAUCAUGCAGUGGUGCAAAGGCAUGGAUGGGUUGAGCACAAUUAUUUGGAUGAUUAUCCCUUUGCACAAGUACCGUCUUCGAGAGGAUGUGCGGGACAUCUGGUAG
This is a messenger RNA of Clonostachys byssicola, 1458 nucleotides long. The record is from the annotation of a GenBank genome assembly. Lineage: Eukaryota; Fungi; Ascomycota; Sordariomycetes; Hypocreales; Bionectriaceae.